AUGGUGCUACUCCUCAUCUCCAUCCGAUGCGAGCUAGAGAAUCUAACCAACCUGCGGCCCGGGUCAGAUGACUUCACAUACUACAUGAAACUCAGAUGUUCCUGCGGGGAAGUGAGUGAGAAAGAGUCGUCGGUGACUAAAGGGGAGGAGUACGAGAUGAAGGGCAGCCGAGGCACUGCCAAUCUCGUUCAGAAGUGUAAUUUCUGCAGCCGCGUGGGCUCUAUUUCAUUGGUAGAAGGGCAUGGUAAACCGUUUACGGCAGAAGAUUGUGAGAACAGGAAGUUCGUCCCUCUAGUAUGCCUGGACUGCAGAGGAAUGGAGCCGGUGGAAUACAUUCCCAAGGACGGCUGGCAGGCGGAGGGGGCCGAGUCUGGUACCAAGUUUGAAGACAUUGACUUGAGCGAUCAAGAGUUUUCAGAUUAUGACGAGAAGGCAGGAGAGUCGUCCGCCGCAAUCACCGGCGCAAUGGACCCGCUGCGGGAGGGGUUUGAUUGGCUGAUGCACGAGCUCGGCGGAGCGGAAGCGGACGAGUUUGCGCCGGGGGGAGGAGACGCCGCAGGCGCGGGGAGCGCUGCGCCGAUGGACGGAAGCAUCGAGGCGUCGCUGGAGGAGUCCGGGUUCGCGGAGCUGCUGACGUGGCUGCGCGAGAACGGCGCGGAAGGAGACGCGCUGACCGGAAAAAACCUCAAGGUUCUUCCCGCAGCUGCUAGCAGCAGCGCCCAUAUGCGCGGGGCAGCUGCUGCUGCGCCUGCCGGUUCCGCUGCUGCUCAAUUCCUCGCGCUGCUCCGCGCCCUCCCCCCGCCUCCCCCUUCCCCCGCGCCUCCCCCUCUCCCCCGAAGGCGACCUUGCCGCCUGCCUGCUGCUGCUGCAGCAACAGGGGGAGGGGGGCGAGCCGGAAAAGGGAGUGGCGGAGGGAGAGGGGGAAGCUGCGGGGGAGGGGGAGGGGGAGGGGAAGAGCGCGGGGGAAAGCGAGGGGGCGCGGGUGGCGCCUGCUCUGCUGCCGGCGAUGCUCGCGUCCCGCACGGCCCACCUGCUGCCCAUGCUCAGAAACGACCUCCCCCACCUGCCCCUCCUCCACCAGUCUGUUGUAUCUCCUUCCUCCCUCUCGCCCUCCCACUUCCACUUCUCUCUUUUCCUUCGACUACUCUGCUUCGCCCUCCCUGCUUCGCCCUCCCUGCUUCGCCCUCCCUGCUUCGCCCUCCCUGCUUCGCCCUCCCUGCUUCUCCCUCCCUGCUUCGGCCUUCCCCUCUUGCCCUCUCUGCAUCGCCCUGCCCGCUUCUUUCUGCCCCUUUCGCCCUCUCUGCGUCUUCCUGCCGCUUGUCUUGCCAGGCAUUGGCCCAGAGGCAGCAGUACGAGCAGGAGUAUGCCAACUGGACCGCCACCAUCACCGCCAUUAGCAGCAGCAGCGCCGUGUCGCUGCCGUCGCUGCAGCAGUUUCUGGCGACGGUGGCGGCCGUGAGGGCGCUGGCUCUGCCCAUGCGCCUGCCGCCUUCUCAGGAUGACCAUGGGGAGGGGGAGGAGCAGGGGGGGGGCAGGGGGAAGAAGGGCGGGAAGAAGGGCGGAAGGAGGGGAGGGAAGGGGCGGAAGAAGCAGAAGCAGCGGCGGUUUGAGCUGACGGUGGUGCCUCUCGUGAAUGCUGUUGCGCGCGCGAAUGAGAGGAACCAAGGGAACGUGCGAUGGGAGGUGAGAGGCUGUCUGAACACUGGCAAGCUGCAAUGGCAGGCUGGGUGGGUGGUGUGCUCACCCAUCGGGGUUCCACCUGAGGGUGUCCGCCUUCCCUUCUCCCUUAUAUUCCCUUUAUCCCCACCCUCCCCCGCUCUCUCCCCUCCCCCCCAGCUGACCCACUCGGGGUUCCACCUGAGGGCGUCAGAAGCCAUUCCCACCGGGGCUGCUCUCGUGCUGCCUCUCAACGGCGGCCUGCCCGACCCGCUGCAAGCAGCAGCAACACAUGCAGGGGCGCAGGGGACAGCAGCAGAUUGGGAGAGCGAGGAGGAGGAUGGGGAGGGAGGAGUGCACUUGACAUCAUUGGGGGAGGUGGAGGAAGCUGACAGCCACGUGUCGCCGGCCACGCUGCUAUCGAACGACGAUGCUUUCCUCUCCCUCGGGAUCAUCUCCGCCUGCUCCUCCUUCGACCGCGUCCAGGUCGGUACUGAGCGGUGCAGGCCGGUACUGAGCGGUCGAGGUAGGUUUGGAGUGGUGCAGCUCUACCCCUCGUACGAUGCCCUCACUCAGAGCGUCCUCACAGCAGCGCACGUGAACCCCGACUUCAAGCCAUCCGCCUUCAUGCAACUGGCUGAUCGCGUGCGCACAGCACUGCUCAAGGAGCUGUACCCCUCGUACGAUGCACUCACCCAGAGCGUCCUCAGUGCAGCGCACGUGAACCCCGACUUCAAGCCAUCCGCCUUCAUUAAGCUGGCUGACCGCGUGCGCACAGCGCUGCUCAAGGAGCUCUACCCCUCGUACGAUGCACUCACCCAGAGCGUCCUCAGUGCAGCGCACGUGAACCCCGACUUCAAGCCAUCCGCCUUCAUGAAGCUGGCUGACCGCGUGCGCACAGCGCUGCUCAAGGAGGUGCGCGGGGUGAAGCAGUCUGUGCUGUCCACCCUCGUGCGGGAAAAGCUGCUCGGUGCCGCUGUGAAGGCCGAGAGCGGCCGCGGCGCGGGAGGGAGAGGCGGAAGCAGGGAGAGAGGAGGAGGGGUGAAGGGAGGAGGGAAGGGGGUGGUGGGUGGAAAGGGAGAGGGGGCUGGGAAGGAGGAGGAGGGGUGUGGAGGGGGCGUGGUGGAUCAGCUGUUGUUCUGGGAGAGGCGUCGGGCCAUGCGGCAGCGGUACCGGCAGCGACAGAGGAAGCGAGCUGCUACCCUGCUGGCUGAACUUGAAGCGGAGAGAGCAGAGAGAGACGAGGGCGGGGGAACGGGCAAGAGCAAGAAGGGCAAGAAAGGGAGGAAGGGGAGGAAGGGGAGAGGAGAUGAUGAUGAGGAUGAGGAGUGGGGGGAGGACGAGGAGGAUGAGGUGGAGGGGUUGUAUGUGUAUUCGGGUGGCAGGAUGGAUCCUGAGCUGGUGGCGUACUUCAGUGCUGUUGUGCUGCUGGCAGCCACGGGCCAAAUGCCUGACGUCAUCUCCUUAGCACGUGUGAGCGUGGCAUACGCAUGGAAUCUGGACGGCAUCACCACAUGCACGUACAUGCCACCGCUCUCCGACCCCUCCCACCAACCCCGACCUCCACAUUCCCUCGCGACCCCACCAACCCCUUCCCCCGUCAUGCCGGACGUCAUCUCCUUGGCGCGUGUGAGCGUGGCAUACGCAUGGAACCUCGACAGCGUCACCACAUGCACGUUCAUGCCACCGCUCUCCGACCCAUCCCACCCGCUCUACAUGCACGUCCCUCCCGACCCCACCAACCCCUCCGCCUCCCCGCCGUCACCCGGUAACCACCCGGUGGUAACCGCGCUGUCGCUCGCCCUGGACGUGACUGCCAGCAGCCUGCAGCGGCCGCUAUCGGAUCUCAUGACUGCAAUGAUUGCGCUGGAUGAGAUUGGGCGGCGACUGAUAGAGACGGAGCCCAUCUGCCACAUGGCACAGCACUCGGAGAUCCUCUCAGAGACCUUGGAUAAGGUGUGCACGCCGGCUUUCUUUGCGGGGGCAGCAGCAGUGAAGCCCGUGGUGUGCACACCAGCUUUCUUCGCAGAGGCAGCAGAAGUCAAGCCAGUGGUCUGCACACCAGCUUUCUUCGCGGAAGCAGCAGCAAUGAAGCCCGUGGUGUGCACGCCGGCUUUCUUCGCAGAAGCAGCAGCAGUGAAGCCCGUGGUGGCGUUCCGAGCCAGCAAGCGGGACAUCCUCGCUCGCCUCUCUGCGCGCCUCAAAGACUCCUGCUCCGUCCAAUACCCCCACGAGGCCCAGGCCGCUGCCACCGCCACCACCGCCGCUGCCGCCCUAGGCAGUGGCACAGCAGCGGCGGGAGGAGUGGGUGAGGGAGGGGAGGUGGGGGCGGGGAAGGGAGGGGAGAGAGGGGAGUGGAGUGAGCUGGCGAGGGAGGCGAUGGAGGAUUUGGAUGAUGAGGAGCGGCUGGAGGAGUUUGUGCAGUGGAUUCGCGAGAACGGCAUCCCUGACUUUGCUGCUCCAGGAUCCAUCUUCCAGGGUCACCGACUUUGCCAACACCUUUUCCUAUUUUCCGCUCCCACCCAUCGCCCCAUCGCCCAUUGCCCCAUUGCCCCUUUCCAAACCGUGCAGCUGGUGUAUCGCAGCUCCAAGCCAUGUAAGGCCCCUCCCAAAAUGAGGCCCCUCCCACCGCCCCAUCGCCCUAUUGCCCCUUCCCCUUCACCCCAUGCAGCUAGUUUGGUGUAUCGCAACUCAAAGCCAUCUGGUGCAAAGGCUGUUGCAGACACCUGGUUGAAGCCCAGGCGGCAACUGACAGUGUAUGCGGGGCAAGCGUGCAAGCAGGAGAGGGAGCCCAUGCUCUCCAUCCCAUCCCUCUCCCAUGCUUUAAUGCGCCUCACCUACCCACCCUACCUUUCCACCACCUCCCCUCCCGCCAGGCGCCAACUGACAGUGUAUGCGGGGCAGGCGCGCAAGCAGGCAGGGGAGCACAUGAUGACCAUCCCACGGGCGCUCUUCCUGGCCACAGACAAGAUGCUGCAGGACGGAGUGCCUUACCAGGGGCCUGUCUGGUCCACCGGCAUGGCGGCUGCGUGGCUGUGCCGUGAGAUGGUGAAGGGCAGGGAGUCCUUCUGGUGGCCGUACCUGCAGUUCCUGCCUCCCUCGGUCGGUCUCCCCUUCUUUUUCAAGCCGGAAACGCUAAUGGAGCUUGACUCACCUGCUUUUGUACAGAAGAUAUCAACCCAUCUGAACAACUACCGGUCGGAGUACAACCGCAUUGCACCGCACUUACGCGCCAACACGACCUUCUUCGAGUUCAUGUGGGGCGUCUCUAUCAUCAACUCUCGUGCUUUCGGAGACCAGACGCGCGGUAACAGCGUAACCGUCACGGUGGACGGAAAGGAGCAGGAGGUGCCUCUGGCGAGCGGCCCACUAGCGCUCGUGCCGAUCGCGGAGCUGCUGGACCAUGAAGACAUGUUUCAGGCUCAGUACGAUAUUGGAGUGGCACAGUUUGAGUUCAUAGCUUUGAUGCCAUUCACCAAAGGCGCCGAGCUGUUCACGUCGUACGGACCCAAGGUGAACGAGGAGCUGCUGCUGGGCUAUGGCUUCGUGCUGGAGGGCAACAAGCAGGAGAACGUGCUGCUCUUCCGCACGCUGCUCGAUGCAGUGAACCUGGUCGCCCUCGUCCUGCACCGCGACGCCGCCCGCCCCGGCGAGUGGGUGGCAGGCCCGGGCGGCUUGGGUGGAACCGCCGGGGCGGCAGGGGCGGUUGGGGCGGCCGGGAAGGGCGGCAAGAAAGGGGAGGGUGGGGGAGUGAGUGAGUGCCAGGAGGGAGAGGGAGAGGAGGAGGAAGGGGGAAAGAAACAGACCUGUGCAGCUAAGUAUGGGGAUGGGGCUGUGGAGGGUGGUGGUGCGGCUGCGAGUGCAACGGCAGGCAGCAAAGGGGAUAGGGAGCUGAAGCAGGGCUUGGCGCGCAUUUGGGCAGGAGGACUGGGUGACUGGCUUGUGCAUGAGGGCGCUGAUGGUGAUAAGGAUGGUGAUGCUGAUGAUGAUGAUGAUGAUGAUGAUGAUGAUGGUUAUGGUUUUCAUGAUGAUUACGAGGAGGAUGAGGACGAGGAGGAGGAGGAAGAAGAAGCAAGGGAGGAGGCCCUCUGGCGCGUAGCAGCCAAGGCGGUAGAAGCAAUUGCCAGGGAGCGCGCAGAGGCAGAGAAGCAGUUUGUGCACGUGGGGGCGAUGCCGCAGUACCUGGCGCGGCAGGAGAUCAGGAGGGAGAGCGAGGCGGACGAGGUGAAUGGCGGAGUGGAGGUGCUGGCAGGGAAGUACAAGGACCCCAGCUUUGGCGUGUCGGUGUGGAGAGGAGGGCUUGUGGAGCCGAACCUCAUGGCUGUGUUCGCUGCUGUUUGCACUCACUUGGACCUGGCCAAGUCAGUGCUCUACCUGGGGUCGGGAAUGGACAACAGCGGGCGUCCGUCCCUUCUCCUCUUCCAUACUUUCCCCAUUCACACAUCUCCUCUUCCUCGCUCUCCGUCCCUCCACCAGAGCCCCCGGCUGACAUGGCCAAAGCCCCCGGCCGACAUGGCCAAGUCAGUGCUGUACCUGGGCUGGGGCGUGAGCAACAGCGGCCGUUGGGACAUGUAUCGUCAUAAUUCAACCGCCUGCCCCGUUCCUUCUCCUCCCCUCUCCUUCCUCUCCUCCCUCCAGAGCCCCCGGCUGACAUGGCCAAGCGGGUGCUGUACCUGGGCUGGGCGGUGUGCAACAGUGGCUGUUAGCGCGCACAUGCUGAUAGAUAGCCCAGUCACAUUUUCACUCCUUCCCCUAUACGUUCUCUCCCUCCCUCCACCAGAGCCCCCGGCCGACAUGGCCAAGGCAGUGCUAUACCUGGGCUGGGGCGUGAGCAACAGUGGGUGUCGCGACGUGGCCUCUCCCUUCUCCAACGUGCUGCCCGCCUUGCAAGCAGCGGCCGACACCGUUCGUCUGCUAGCGCAGGCGCGGCUGCAGAAGAUGCCGACCAGCAUAGAAGAGGACGAAGCGAUCCUGAGGGAGCUGGAACGGUGCAAGAGCGGCGGGAAGGCGGGGGCGGGUGGUGGGGAGGGGGUGAAGGGCGGAAAACUGGGGAAGGAAGGAAAGAAGAAGCCAGCACAGAGCAAGCAGCAGCAGAAGGCAAAGCUGACGAGCCUGGAAGAGGAAGUUUCUGCGAAGCGACUCAGCCGGCGCCGGCGCCGGCGUGCUGUUAGCGAGGGGAGGAUCAGCGGUGACUACAGCGAUGAUGACAACAGCGAGAGUGACAACAGCGAGGAGGAGGAGGGGAUGGAUGCUGAUUUCAAGAGCAGGAGCGAGGAAGAGGAGGUGUUAGACUGUGAUGCGUGGCAGCGAGAGCAGGCCAGCGGGGAGAGCGAGGAGGAAGGCAGUGGGUCGGAGAGUGGGAACAGCGGCGGCGGUAGUAAUGGGGGUGCAAAGAGGCUGACUGUGAUGGGGGUGCGGUGUGGGUGUGAGGCGCUGAGGGCGGAGGCGGAUGAGCGGAUGGUGGCGGUGCGGUUCCGGAAGACCAAGAAGGCGGUGCUGAAAGAGGUGAUAGACCGGCUCAAGAAGGCCUGCCCUGCCUCCGCCACUGCUUUCCUCUAG
Molecule: messenger RNA, 7215 nt
Organism: Closterium sp. Naga37s-1
Lineage: Eukaryota; Viridiplantae; Streptophyta; Zygnematophyceae; Desmidiales; Closteriaceae
Source: the annotation of a GenBank genome assembly